AUGAAACAUAAUCGAGAAAUUCAUCGAGCUAAAAUAUUAUUAAUUGAUGAUGUUGAUGUUUUCUUUAGUCGAGAGUUCUAUGGUAAUGUAUAUACACCAUCAGCUAGUUUACAAGAUCCAACUAUUACAUCUUUAAUUAAUCUUAUUUGGACUCAGAGAAAAUCAAAAUUGAAAUUGAAUAGAGUAAUAGCUACGAAUGAAUAUAAAGCUUGUUGUGAUAGAUUUCCAAAUUGA
Messenger RNA from Rotaria sp. Silwood2, 234 nucleotides. The record is from the annotation of a GenBank genome assembly. NCBI's taxonomy places the organism in Eukaryota, Metazoa, Rotifera, Eurotatoria, Philodinida, Philodinidae.